Messenger RNA from Eurytemora carolleeae, 1197 nucleotides. RefSeq lists its product as uncharacterized. Lineage: Eukaryota; Metazoa; Arthropoda; Copepoda; Calanoida; Temoridae. The coding region runs from base 1 to 1197 and encodes 398 amino acids. The record is from RefSeq and is a predicted model, not a curated record. Gene Ontology annotation, molecular function: G protein-coupled receptor activity. Gene Ontology annotation, cellular component: membrane. The transcript has 5 exons.
AUGCAUGUUAUAAAUGGAACUUCUUGGAUUGGUUUUGAUGAAGAUCUUGUUAUCAAUCCUACUCCUGGAUCUGUAGCUAUCAUAGACUACGUCUCCUCCUCUCCGGAUCAGUCCCAACCUGAUCUUCUGCCCUAUCUUAUGUAUUGGUGUCAAGGUGGAUCAGGGUGCUCUGUUCCUGCAGCAAUAUGGAGCAAGGUUUGGAGUUCUUCUACCUCCUCCAGCUCUGAUGAGGGUGGGAGGGUUCUGGAGCUGAGGUGGCACGAAGAACCAGGAUUUCAGAACAGAGAGAUUCCUUGUUCUUCCUUCAAUACUGGACAUAACACUAGAAAAUACAUUCCUACGGAGAAUACUUGUUACCUGAAAACUCUAGUGAACGGCAGCUGGGCUGAGGCGAGGGCGGAGUGUCAGGAUUGGGGCGGAGAACUUGCCUUUCCUUUACCCGCCACCAAUACCACGCCUCACAGCUGGAUGCAGGAUAAGGAGGAGGUGUGGCUGGCGGGCUCCACCCAUCAAAUUGCAAGACCCGUGCUACCGCUCGACAGUUCUCUUUUUGAGAACGGGGUUCACAAAGCAUGCUUCUCAGAUCUGUGGAGGUGCUUGGACCAGGUUCCGGAGCAGGACGUAGCAUGUAUCUCCGGAGCUUGCAACAAAAAUCUCCGAGGGCUUUGUGCCCUUCCUCCGGCAAGAGACGUGCUUCCAAGUCCUGGAUGUGGAUCCAGGGUGUACUCUGAUAUAUCCUGGGAUAGAACUGAACCUGGACAGGUUUCUAGAAAACCCUGUCCUGGUCUCCAACAAGGAGAAGCGGAGUGGAAAUGUACCCGCGUGGGAGUUUGGGAUGAGAAAGGUCCAGAUCUGAGUCUAUGUGGAAUACUGGUAGGCGGAGAAGGUCUGCUUGAUCAAAACCCGGAGAAAGUUCUUGACAAGGUGCAAGAGAAACGGGAAUCCAUGAGUUCAGGAGAUAUUCCAAUUCUCCUGGAGUUUCUACAUUCUACCUCUGUUAAUAUAACCAGUAAUCCUAACAGGAGAGAACGAAGAUGUGCAGAUUUCAAUCUCCAGUAUCAGCUUCAGGUCACCUUCCACAUACGAGGAUCAGGGUUCAGUUAUUUCCGUGGUUCUAGACAACCCGGAGAACAGGGAGAAGAAAGGACAACCCGAUACCGUGGCACGGAGCUCCUUGGUUUUCAAAUCUUUCCGUAA